Messenger RNA from Parnassius apollo (apollo), 1515 nucleotides. The record is from the annotation of a GenBank genome assembly. Lineage: Eukaryota; Metazoa; Arthropoda; Insecta; Lepidoptera; Papilionidae.
AUGAAGGGCAACAAAGGACCUGUUGGUGAUAAAGGACCUAAAGGUGGCAAGGGACCUGGUGGAAAUUCUCAACCUAAAGGACCUAAUGGCGAUAAAGGGCAAAGCGGCGAGAAAGGAAUGAAGGGCAACAAAGGACCUGAAGGUGGCAAGGGACCUGGUGGAAAUUCUCAACCUAAAGGACCUAAUGGCGAUAAAGGGCUAAGCGGCGAGAAAGGAAUGAAGGGCAACAAAGGACCUGUUGGUGAUAAAGGACCUGAAGGUGGCAAGGGACCUGGUGGAAAUUCUCAACCUAAAGGACCUAAUGGCGAUAAAGGGCUAAGCGGCGAGAAAGGAAUGAAGGGCAACAAAGGACCUGUUGGUGAUAAAGGACCUGAAGGUGGCAAGGGACCUGGUGGAAAUUCUCAACCUAAAGGACCUAAUGGCGAUAAAGGGCUAAGCGGUGAGAAAGGAAUGAAGGGCAACAAAGGAUCUGUUGGUGAAAAAGGACCUAAAGGUGGCAAGGGACCUGGUGGAAAUUCUCAACCUAAAGGACCUAAUGGCGAUAAAGGGCUAAGCGGCGAGAAAGGAAUGAAGGGCAACAAAGGACCUGUUGGUGAUAAAGGACCUGAAGGUGGCAAGGGACCUGGUGGAAAUUCUCAACCUAAAGGACCUAAUGGCGAUAAAGGGCAAAGCGGCGAGAAAGGAAUGAAGGGCAACAAAGGACCUGUUGGUGAUAAAGGACCUGAAGGUGGCAAGGGACCUGGUGGAAAUUCUCAACCUAAAGGACCUAAUGGCGAUAAAGGGCAAAGCGGCGAGAAAGGAAUGAAGGGCAACAAAGGAUCUGUUGGUGAUAAAGGACCUGAAGGUGGCAAGGGACCUGGUGGAAAUUCUCAACCUAAAGGACCUAACGGCGAUAAAGGGCUAAGCGGCGAGAAAGGAAUGAAGGGCAACAAAGGACCUGUUGGUGAAAAAGGACCUGAAGGUGGCAAGGGACCUGGUGGAAAUUCUCAACCUAAAGGACCUAAUGGCGAUAAAGGGCAAAGCGGCGAGAAAGGAAUGAAGGGCAACGGAUUUAAAGGACCUGGGGAAGGUGGCAAGGGACCUGGUGGAAAUUCUCAACCUAAAGGACCUAAUGGCGAUAAAGGGCUAAGCGGCGAGAAAGGAAUGAAGGGCAACAAAGGACCUGUUGGUGAUAAAGGACCUAAAGGUGGCAAGGGACCUGGUGGAAAUUCUCAACCUAAAGGACCCAACGGCGAUAAAGGGCAAAGCGGCGAGAAAGGAAUGAAGGGCAACAAAGGAUCUGUUGGUGAUAAAGGACCUAAAGGUGGCAAGGGACCUGGUGGAAAUUCUCAACCUAAAGGACCUAAUGGCGAUAAAGGGCAAAGCGGCGAGAAAGGAAUGAAGGGCAACAAAGGACCUGUUGGUGAUAAAGGACCUAAAGGUGGCAAGGGACCUGGUGGAAAUUCUCAACCUAAAGGACCUAAUGGCGAUAAAGGGCAAAGCGGCGAGAAAGGAAUGAAGGGCAACAGGAUGUAA